This is a messenger RNA of Penicillium coprophilum, 1815 nucleotides long. Its product is annotated as Monooxygenase FAD-binding. The record is from RefSeq and is a predicted model, not a curated record. Bases 1 to 1815 code for a protein of 604 amino acids. NCBI's taxonomy places the organism in Eukaryota, Fungi, Ascomycota, Eurotiomycetes, Eurotiales, Aspergillaceae. Gene Ontology annotation, molecular function: FAD binding. The transcript is spliced from 6 exons.
AUGGCUCCGUCCCAGGAUUUUGCAUCUCACCAGACUAGCUCUAGCAGUUUACCAAGUUCGGUGCCAGUGCUCAUUGUGGGCGGAGGUCCGACUGGUUUAUUGCAGGCUCUCCUUCUCUCUCGACUCGGAGUUCAAUCUUUGAUCAUCGAGCGUUAUCCCGAGCGUUUGGCUGCCCCCAAAGCUCACGCGAUCAAUCCCCGCUCCUUGGAAAUCCUGCGUCAAUUUGACUUGGGAGAGAAGCGUGUGCGUCAGCUAGGCACUUCGCGAGAUGACAGCUCCUCGGUCAACUUUCUCACCAAUCUUUGCGAGGAAGCGAUCGGCCAACUCCCGUAUGAGCGCAUGGAUCCUGCGGUCUUGGAUGACACGCCAGAGAUGAUUCACAAUAUACCCCAACCCGUCCUCGAGCAAGAAUUGUCCAAUUCUAUUGCAAAGGAUCCUAACAUCACUUUGGUUAAGGGAUUCAGCAUUCAUGCCGUGGAACAAACUGAAAAUGAAGUCGUAUCAACAAUUGAGGAACGGUCAACUGGACAACUCCAUCAAACAAAGUCCCGUCACCUCAUAGCUUGUGAUGGUCGUAGAAGCAAAGUCCGUGAGCUCCUGGGUAUUGAGUCUGAGAGCGAAGACUCGGAUCAGACAAUGAUGACCAUUCAUUUCAAUGCCAAUCUACGACCCGUCGUUGGAGACCGCGUCGGUAUGCUGUACUGGAUAAUGGACCCUAUAGCUGCGGGUUUUAUUAUUGGCUAUGAUCUCGAUGGUAUCCAGGUACACAUCAGCCAGGUGGACGUUGAAGAGCACCCGGUGGAGUCGUGGACAGAAGAUAUGUGCAGGGCGAAGAUCCGCGGUGCUAUCGGUAAAGAUGAUGUUCCAUUUGAUAUCCUGAGCUAUCGUCCUUGGGUUUUCCGCCGCCAGGUCGCUUUCACGUUUCAGGAGAGGAACAUUUUUCUGUGGGUUUUUGGCCGGGGAUGCUGCCCACUCAUUCCCCCAACUGGUGGACUAGGCUUGAAUUGUGGUCUUGCGGAUGUUCACAACUUGGCCUAUAAAAUUGCCUUGGUUCACCGGGGGGUGGCAACGCCAUCUAUACUUUCGACGUACACUGCCGAACGACGAGGUGUUGCUGAUUCAUAUUCCAAGCAGAGUGUUAAGAAUGGCAAGGAGAUAUUUGCAUUGUUGCAGAGUCUCAAGACCGCCGGUGUUGAAGAUGUUGCACAAGCGCGAAUGAACAUGAUGGCAGCAUUGGUGGAUCCAAUCCAACGCAAACGGGUUGAGGCAGGCAUUGAAGGACAAAGGGAGCAUUUUGAUAAUCUGGAGCUACAUAUUGGAUAUGUGUAUGGGGCUACCAAGCCACCUCCCCAUGCUUCCUAUUAUUCUCCCAAAUUUGUGCCCGGGGCGCGCUUGCCUCAUGCUUGGAUCCGCUUCCGUGAUCGGCUCUCCCAGGAGACAGAAGCAGUCAAACGCUCUGCACUGCCUAGAGAGCCGGUUGAUGUGUCAUAUAUCAAAGAGUUUGAUGCAGAUCAGGUUCGGGCUUGUCAGUGGAGUACCCUGGAUCUCUGUGGCCCUGACUCUUGGACCUUGAUUUUGGGGCAGGAGCAGCAAACUCCUCAGGUUACCCUUUUACAGAAGCACUGUAAGGUAAUUGGAGUACCUCUUAAUACCUGGUCUCUUGGAGUGGACUUUGAAAUCGUCAGACAGGGUUGGUUUGCUGAUGAAUUGGCCCACGGUGGAGGUAUUCUAGUUCGUCCUGAUCAGCACGUCUUCACGAGAGUUGCAUAUGGAGAAGACAUGAUUGCAGAGGUGAACAAACAUCUCGGGAUUUAA